AUGUUUUCAACAAGAUGCUUGGUUCUGCUAGCCUGCUCCUUGACUCUUCUACGGGGUGUCGUGGCUGUCCCGGCGGAUGUGGCGCUAGAGCAGCCCGGCCUUGAGGAUCGUCGUCGAGAGGAGCGUGACUUUGGACUGCAGGAGCGCCACGGCCAUCCUGAGCUUGAGAGCUCGCUCCUUUCUAUUCUAACCGAGAAGUUAGCUACGAAGACCGCCCCAGGAGGAGGAGGAGGAGGAGGUGCUACUACCGUCCCCGGUGAAGGUGGCGCUACUACCGUCCCUGGUGGAGGAGGUGGUACCACGGUCCCUGGGGAAGGUGGCGGUACUACCGUUCCUGGCGGAGGUACAGUUCCUGGCGGAGGUGGCGCUACUACCGCUCCUGGCGGAGGUACAGUCCCGGGCGGAGGUGGCCCCACUACCGCCCCUGGUGGAGGUACAGUCCCUGGCGGAGGCGGUGCUACUACCGUCCCUGGCGGAGGUGGCGGUACUACAGUGCCUGGCGGAGGAGGUGAGAAAUCUACUACAUUAUUUUCUGCAAGCACUAUUCUUACUCUCCCUGAUACUCAAGGCGGAACUUCACCCGGUGGAGGUACGACUGCUACUCCAACUGGGGGCACUGAAACUUCUCCCACUGGCGGUGCUACUACGACAACCGGACCUGCUCCUGGCGGCAAUACUUCUCCCACUACCAGUGAGCAGCCAAGCACCACUUCUCCCACGGGUGGCGGUGGUGUAUCUCCUUCCCCAUCUCCCAGUGUUACCACUGGAGGCGGAGUUCCACCGGUUUGCCCCACUCCUUCUACAUCUAGGGAAACGACAGUCGUCCCAGUGACGGUCACCUGUCCCGCCGUCGUCGUGAGCACCGCCACCACCACCGUCACCGUCACAUCUGGUCCGGCCUUGUCGGGACCAACAGGUUGUCCUUGCCCCACUGAAGGUCCUGGUGGAGGUCCUGGACCGGGUCCCGGAACAGGCACUACUGGAGGCCCUGGAGCAGGUACUAGCGAAGUGUCCCCAAGUGGCACUGCGACAGCUUCAACGACGACCACUAGCGAGGUCUCCCCAACUCACAGCGUGACAGCCCCAACGACCACCUCUAGCGAAGUCUCCUCAAGCCACAGCGUGACAGUCUCACCCACUAGAACCGGUACCCUGACUCGGACCCUGACCCAGACCCGGACAUCGACGCCCCUUGUACCAACUACUAGAUCCCGUACCACAGUCACCACCACUACACCAGGUACCCUCGUGACUUUGCCUACAACAUCACAUGUAGCUCCCGGAACACCAGCAACGCCACAGCAACCCCCCUCUUCACUAACACGAGUACUCCCUCGAAUGCCACGACGAGUGCAGUGA
Molecule: messenger RNA, 1359 nt
Organism: Penicillium roqueforti
Lineage: Eukaryota; Fungi; Ascomycota; Eurotiomycetes; Eurotiales; Aspergillaceae
Product: putative extracellular threonine rich protein
Exons: 3
Coding region: 1-1359 (452 amino acids)
Source: RefSeq, a predicted model, not a curated record